CUCUCUGUUUGCCGUCUUCUGUGCGAAUUGGGUGCCUACUCUUGCUCGUUAUGGAAGAUUUGCAGAAGCUCCUGCUACAUGACCAUGGUCUAUCAGUUUCGACACUUCCGGAGAAAGGUCGCUGCCUCUUCACUACUCGAGAAUAUUCCCCAGGAGAAAUUAUAUUAUCUGAAGAACCUUAUGUUUCUGUACCAAACAAAACUCCAGUGAAAUCCAGAUGCGAUUGGUGUUUUACAUCAAGUAAUGUGAAGAGAUGUUCAUCUUGUCAAGUUGUGUGGUAUUGUGGAAGUAAGUGCCAGACAUCUGAUUGGAAGGUGCAUAGACUUGAAUGCCAACUUCUUGCCAAGCUGGAGAAAAAUAGAAUAAAAUCUCUUACACCUUCUAUACGUUUGAUGGUUAAACUUUACCUACGCAGGAAGUUGCAGAAUGAAAAGGUUAUUCCUACUAGUGUGACAGACAACUACAAUCUGGUGAAAGAUUUAGUAUCUCAUAUCUCGGAAGUUGAAGAGAUGCAGUUGGUGUUGUAUGCACAAAUGGCAAGUCUUGUGAAUAUAAUACUCCAGUGGUCUACUCUCAAUAUUAAAGAGAUUGCAGAAAAUUUCUCCAAGCUCGCAUGCAAUGCACAUACAAUUUGCGACAGUGAGCUGAUACCAUUAGGAACCGGACUAUAUCCCGUCAUUUCCAUUAUAAAUCACAGCUGCUCUCCAAAUUCAGUUCUUGUAUUUGAGGGCAGAAUGGCAACUGUACGUGCUAUGCAAACAAUACCAAAAGGCAGUGAGGUAUUGAUAAGUUACAUAGAGACAGCAGGAAGCACCAUGACUAGACAAAAGGCUCUGAAAGACCAAUACUUCUUCAUCUGCAGUUGUCCCCGAUGCAUAAAACUGGGUGAGCAUGAUGAUAUUGAAGAAAGUGCAAUUCUUGAAGGAUACAGAUGCAAGAAUCACACAUGCAAUGAAAGUAAAGGAUUUAAAUGCCAACAAUGUGGGAUUAUAAGGGAGAAAGAAGAAAUUGUAAAGAUUGCUAGUGAAGAAAAAACAAUGUCAAACAAGGCAUCUGUAGCACUUUCCUCUUGUCAUAACAAGGAAGCGCUUGACAUGUAUUUAAUGGUUGAGAAACUCCAAAUGAAGCUUUGUCAUUCCUUUUCAAUCAAUCUAAUGCGUACAAGGGAAACUCUAUUAAAAAUAUUAAUGGAGUUGCAAGAUUGGAAGAAAGCACUUACAUAUUGUAGACUCACUAUCCCAGUUUAUGAAAGAGUGUACCCUAAAUUCCAUCCUUUAAGAGGGUUGCAAUAUUAUACGUGUGGGAAGCUUGAAUGGUUACUUGGAUACACUGAUGAAGCUAUUAAGUCGCUUACACAAGCAGUUGAUGUAUUACGCAUUACUCAUGGAACUAAUACUUCUUUCAUGAAGGAUCUUAUUGCAAAAUUGGAAGAAGCACAAGCAGAAGCUUCUUACAAGCUUUCAUCAAUGGAUGAUUAGUGAUAUCAAUUUGUACUUAAUGUUAAUGAGGACUUCACUUAAUCUGAUAAGUUAUAUGUCAGUGUUUCUUUUUGACUUAAUAGAGAAAGUCAAGGAAAUGUGGCUUUUCUAUCAAGUCCUAACUUAGUUUAUGUAAUUUUUGGUAGAUGUUCUCUUUUAUACAAUUGUUAAACAGGUAGAAAAUUUUGGGGAUUCAUGACUAUUAAAUACAAUGCUGCACAUAUUUGAGCAAC
This is a messenger RNA of Lactuca virosa, 1711 nucleotides long. Lineage: Eukaryota; Viridiplantae; Streptophyta; Magnoliopsida; Asterales; Asteraceae. The record is from the annotation of a GenBank genome assembly.